Messenger RNA from Tachysurus fulvidraco (yellow catfish), 3330 nucleotides. It is a transcript of the gene slc49a4, whose product is annotated as solute carrier family 49 member 4. The record is from RefSeq and is a predicted model, not a curated record. Gene Ontology annotation, cellular component: intracellular membrane-bounded organelle; membrane. Gene Ontology annotation, molecular function: transmembrane transporter activity. Lineage: Eukaryota; Metazoa; Chordata; Actinopteri; Siluriformes; Bagridae. The coding region runs from base 147 to 1544 and encodes 465 amino acids. The transcript is spliced from 9 exons. Gene Ontology annotation, biological process: transmembrane transport.
CAGUUAAAAUGCUGGAAACCUCUAUCAGCUGUUGUUUACGUUUGUGGAAUCGGCCGGUGAAGAGAUGCUUGUGUAGUUUUUGUUUACUCUUUCACUUCAGACACGUUAUUACACUACGUAAAGAGAAGGGAUUGUGAGUCAAGUCAAUGGGUGCCGUGGGAAGCACCGACAGGGAGAGAGAACCGUUGCUUGAGCCGAAUGAAGCUGAACAGAGGCUCCAGCCAGGGAACAGCAGUGGCAGGGUGUACAGGAGAAGAUGGCUGGUGUUAAUCUUGUUCUCACUUCUCUCGUUUUUACAAGGAAUGGUGUGGAACACAUGGGGUCCCAUCCAAAACUCUGCCAAACAUGCUUUCGGCUUCUCAUCUACAGAAAUUGCCAUUUUAGUCAUUUGGGGUCCUGUGGGCUUCUUCCCAUGGCUCCUGUUUGUGUGGCUGAUGGACAAGAAAGGAUUACGUGCCUCUCUGCUGCUCACGGUCUUCUUCAUGGUGUUGGGCUCCGCUCUACGCAGUGUCCCUGUCUCAAACCUGCAGCUCCGGCGCUGGUUGAUUCAUGCUGGGCAGCUUCUUAAUGGUUUAGCCGGACCAACCCUUAUGAGUGCGGGCCCUCUUCUCUCCACUACAUGGUUUGCUCCAGAUCAAAGGGCUACAGCCACAGCUGUCGCAUCAUUGGUCGGCUACCUCGGAGCAGCCUGCUCCUUCCUGAUUGGUCCUCUGGCUGUACCAGCACCCAAUGAUACACAUACAGUGACCAGCUUCACACAAUGGGACCCAGAGCACAUCAGGGACAGGAUACAAUAUGUUCUCUAUGCAGAAUUGGGGAUGAUUGCAGUCCUCUUCGCAGUCGUGCUACACUAUUUCCCAUCCAGGCCACCCAUUCCUCCCAGCGUAGCAGCAGCUAGCCAACGACUCAGCUACAGGAGCAGCAUCUGCAGAUUAUUGAGUAACCUGAGGUUCCUGAUGAUCGCGCUUGCCUAUUCAGUGCCUACAGGAGUUGUAGCUGGAUGGUCUGGUGUGUUGGACAUGAUUCUGACUCCUGUGAGGGUCAGCCAGGUAGAUGCAGGAUGGAUAGGCUUUUGGUCUAUUGUUGGAGGCUGUGUGUUUGGAGUAGCCAUGGCAAGGUUUGCUGACUCUAUCCGGGGCAUGCUGAAGCUGAUUGCCGUGCUGAUGAUGGCUGGAGCCUCAUUGGCAGCCACUUGGUUUACACUCACCUGCCUGACCAGUCUCACUCACCUGCCCUCAACUAAAGCUACACUUUAUACCUCCUGCAUCCUGGUGGGCAUCUUCAUCAACAGCAGCAUUCCCAUCUUCUUCGAGCUUUUCAUUGAGACAGUCUACCCUGUGCCAGAGGGCAUCACCUGCGGUGUGGUCACCUUCCUCAGCAAUCUCUUCACAGGCCUACUUCUUUUCUUUCUCACCUUCUACUUCACAGAGCUUUCCUGGUUGAACUGGUGUCUCACAGGUUCGUGCCUCUUCAGUCUGCUCCUCAUUCUUUUCUUCAGGGAAUCAUACGACCGUCUCUAUCUGGACGUCUUCGUAUCGGUCUGAGCAGCUUGUAGCAUGAGGGGGAAAAAACUGAACUCUGCACCAAGAAAACAGGAAGUACAUCAUCUCUCUCUCUCUCAUUUCAGUGAGAAAGUUACAUCGUUGGCAGUGCUUUGUGUCAGCAUUGUAAGAAAGAAAAGAAGCCAGCAUUUUACCUAUCAUGGUAGCAGUCUAGGUGUUUUUUUUUUUUAAUGUGUACUUGAUAUCUUUGUCAUUUCAAAUUUUUUUUACAUGAACUAAUGGAGAUGUUUUAAUGUACAUUAAAUACAUGAUACGAACCACACUAUACAAGUUUGAUGCGGUCUUCUGCAAGACCUGCAGUAGUGACACCUACAGCCUUUUAGAGUUCUUUUAAUGAUGUGCAAUUAUGUGCUGUCAAGAGGUUUCUUACUAGUAUUCUGUUAUUCUUAACCCUUACAUCAGCAGUGAAGAAAGUACCGGAAAUGACCUGUAACAGUGUCCGGCAUGAGGUGGCCUCCGGGUGACUCUCUACCGGCCCAUUUUCCCUCUUUAUACCUAAUUAUUAUGCAAAUGAUGAUUCCUUCUCCUUAAUAUCUUCUUGGGUUAAAACUGCCUCUCAGUUUCAAAGCCUGUGACUGAAAAAGGGUCCUUAUGUGUAGUUCAGUGUGACGUCAGGCCCAGAAGUUUCAGAUUUUUCUCUGGCUCAUGUGGUCUGUCCCAGAACAGAUUCACACGUGUGCAGGAAGUGCCGUCUUCUUCAUGAGCACCAAGCUUUUGUUUUACAGAUGCUUUAAGCACAGUAUAGGCAUCAACUGUAACGAUAUUUGCUGUUAUUAUUGUUGAUUUAGCUUUUUUUUUGUGCGUGUAUUAUCGGUGCAGAUAAACCCAGCACGGUUUCUAUAUAAUUUAUAAAGUAGUUUUUUUUUAAUUAUUAUUAUUAUUAUUUAUAUGAGGGAUCCAAACACUAACAGAUGGUAAAACAUGUUUAAUGGAUUAUUUGCCUGUUUAAGUGCUUGACCUUGUCAUAAACAUAAGAAGGGAUGCUAUAUUUUAAAAACCAACCUGUGGCUAACAUCAAACAAGGGAAUGUGAAGAGGUCUGAUCGAUUUUACAUAGAGAGUUCCAUCAUUAAUGAGCAUUUAUGUAUCCUCUUAUAGUGUUGUGUCUUAUUAGUGAUGUAAAGCUCAUGGCUAACAGCGGAUUCAAUAUGAGCCCUUGUUUUGAGAAAGAACUUCAGGGGUUUUAUGUAUCUUUCUAUAAGGUGUAAUUUAAUUCAGUAAGUCCCAGGACUUCAUAUUAAACAAAAGACUCCAAAGAAGGCCAAAACAAACUGUCUUACAGAAGGGAUCCAGUAACUAACUCUUCAGAUCUUCAGAGGGACUCAACUGAUGGAUCUGUGGAUUUUAUUGUGGAGUUUAAAGGGCCUUAAAGAACUGUACUGUAACAGUCAGGGAAAGAAAUUGUAGCUGACAACGACGGUCAUAAGUGAAAUAACUUUUUGUCUUUUAUCCUCUGACUGAUUCUUUUUUCUUUUUGUUUUUAAAUUACCCACCCCAUGGGGCCACAGAGCAUUUUGGGAAGGCACAACUGUACACCUCUUUGCCUGGAUGUGAUUUUUUGUCUUUUUUAUGUAUUAAAGGGUUGUGUGUUAGCCCUCUGUUAAAGGUUGCCUUAAUUAACAGUGACCAGUGCAAUUACUAUUCUUCAUUUUACUGGUGAUCAUUUGGGGGUUUUAGGGAUCAGGAUGUUCUUAUCCUUGUCUUUGUUUCAGAUUCUGUAUAUGUACGUGAUUUUCAGCACCUUAUUAAAACGCAUUUUGAAAGAAUAA